AUGCCUACUUCCAACAACUCCCUCGAAUUUGUUAUGGACAAGCACUGUGAAAUGGUCAGUCACAGCGGUUCUGCAGACCAAACCCAGUUUUCUGGAAUUGCUUUCGACCCCUUGUGCGAUUUCAACCAAAAGAUUGUUGACGAAAUGCAUGGAGAAGUUGUACUCCGAUCUGUGACAUAUAUCUUUGUCAACCAUGCUGAUAUGGAAUGGACCCGUACCUCGGCCGGAAACCCAGCAGUCACGAACCUCUUAAGUCUCAGAAGUUUUUUGCCAACUGAAGUCAACAAGGCCACUACCAAAACCAUUGUUGCACAGAAGCCGAAGAUGAAUCUGCUGGAGAAGUACAACCAAAACCAGGUGAACAAGCUCUUCUCCUUGGUUUUCUCAGAAAACCAGACUGCUGCUGCCGCUGCCAGGGAAACAGGGAUCAAUGUCCGGACUGCCCAGAACUAUGUCAGGCUGGCCAGAGAGAAGAUCCAGGCCGAUUUUGAUGCUGCCACAGUGGAGACUGAUGAGUCCAAUGGGCUGGAGACGAUGGCGAUUGAGGAGUUUUUCGAAAAUAAACCAGAUGCUACCUUGGAACAAGCAAGGAUAGCUGUCAUGGAAGAGUUCUCUGGGCUGCAGAUUACCAAAUCAGCAAUCCAGAAGCACUUGGUGAAGAAGUGUGCCCUGACAAUGAAGAAGUUAGAGAAGCUGCCCGAGAAGAGAGACAAUGUCAGCACAAUUGAGAUGAGACGAGACUGCAUUUUGGAGUGA
Phycomyces blakesleeanus NRRL 1555(-) is the source of this 756-nucleotide messenger RNA. RefSeq lists its product as hypothetical. The record is from RefSeq and is a predicted model, not a curated record. Bases 1 to 756 code for a protein of 251 amino acids. Lineage: Eukaryota; Fungi; Mucoromycota; Mucoromycetes; Mucorales; Phycomycetaceae. The transcript is spliced from 3 exons.